UGAACUGAUGCGUUCCGUUGUUCUCGGUCCGAAGUCCACUCGUUUCAGUUUUCAUGCUAGUAGUGCACGUGGGAAUUCCUCGUGAUAACAAUAAGGAGAGGAGCAAAAGAUACACGUCCUGCUGAUCAAUUAUAAUAACAUUCUGAAUCAUAGUUUAAAUCAUGUCGUGGCUUUUCGGAUAUCGUAACGCGCAACCACAAGAUUUUUCACAAUUCGCACAACCACCGGCAUCCGGCGGUGCGAUUGGCGGUGGAGAUGAUUUUCAUCAUCCACCACCUAGAACUCAAAUGGAACCUUAUCGAUUUGAUUCGACCGCUUUGGAAAGAGCAGCAUCGGCUGCUAAGGAACUUGAAAGAUCCGCACACGCAAAAGAAGCAUUGGAACUUUCGAAAUUGCAAGAGGCUACUAAGCAAAUGGAAAGACAAGCAGAGGUAAAAAAAUAUGAAGCAGGUAUAGAGCAAAUGAAAGCGGAACAAAAACGUGUAGAAGGAGAAGAGAGGAGAAAAUCUUUACAAGAAGAGACUAAGCAACAUCAAAUGAGAGCUCAGUAUCAAGAUCAACUUGCAAGGAAACGAUACGACGAUCAACUGAUACAGCAGCAAAGAAUGAACGACGAGAAUUUGAGGAGGCAGGAAGAAUCUGUAGCGAAACAAGAAGCAAUGAGAAAAGCUACGAUAGAGCACGAAAUGGAAUUGAGGCACAGAAAUGAAAUGAAAAAGUUGGAAGCAGAGGUGAAAGCCAAAGCAAAAAUAGACAGAGAGAAUCAAGAUUUAAACUUAGAACAAAUUAGAGUAAAAGCAUCUGAAAAGAGGGUGACGGUAUUGGAAUCGAUAAAAACCGCUGGUUCGGUGUUAGGCUCCGGUAUGACAGCAUUCCUACAAGACUGGGACAAAAUUCUCGCUGCCACCGGAGGUUUAUCUCUGUUGGCUUUCGGCGUGUAUACCGCAAAAGGGUCGACGGGUAUAGCGGCACGGUACAUUGAAUCACGUUUAGGAAAACCAUCAUUGGUUCGUGAAACGUCUAGGUUUACGGUUUUGGAUACGUUACAGCAUCCAAUCCAGGCGGUAAAGAAACUAAAAAGUAAGCAGACCGAUGCUCUGUCCGGCGUUGUGUUAGCCCCAAAGCUCGAGGAAAGAUUGCGCGACAUAGCGAUAGCUACAAAGAACACUAAACAAAAUCGUGGAAUGUAUAGAAACAUACUGAUGCAUGGUCCUCCUGGUACUGGUAAGACUAUGUUUGCUAAGAAACUAGCCGAACACUCGGGUAUGGACUAUGCUAUCGUAACCGGUGGUGAUUUGGCACCGUUGGGCCGUGACGGUGUUACCGCCAUUCAUAAGGUGUUCGAUUGGGCGGCAACGUCUAGAAAGGGUCUCCUACUUUUCAUCGACGAAGCCGAUGCCUUCCUAAGGAAGAGAUCGAGCGAACAUAUAUCUGAAGAUCUAAGAGCAAUGUUGAAUGCGUUUCUCUAUAGGACUGGCGAGCAGAGUAGCAAGUUUAUGUUGGUACUUGCCUCGAAUACACCGGAACAAUUCGAUUGGGCCGUAAACGACAGAUUAGACGAGAUGGUAGAGUUCCGUCUACCAGGACGAGAAGAACGCGAACGUUUAGUUCGUCUUUACUUCGAUAAAUUUGUACUUCAACCGGCGAUCGAAGGCAACAAACGGUUAAAAGUAGCGCAAUUCGAUUACGGUAUGCUUUGUAGCAAAGUCGCUAACAUGGCCGAGGGAAUGUCCGGCAGAGAAUUGGCAAAGUUAGCUGUUACCUGGCAAGCAGCAGCGUACGCUUCCGAGGAUGGAGUGCUGACGGAACAGAUGAUCCUGGAUAAAUGCACAGAGGCGAUUAAACAACACAGACAGAAGGUUCAAUGGCAGAGCGAACAAGAGAAGCAGGAAUCGAAGUCUAUUUAUGCCACUGAAAAAGAACUGGAUGUUAAGCCUAUAAAAUCGAAACCUAUGAUUGAAUCCGCAGCUCCAGAAGCAAGUUCCGUCGCAACGGCUUAAUUAGUAAGCAUCGUUGCAUAAAAAUUAGCAAAUAUUUUACUAAAGAAAUUAGUAUUAAGUAAUUACAAGAACGGUGUAAAUGUUAAAAGAAAACGAGUACAAUAUUGAGUUGUCGUUUUCUGUCUAAUGCGCGCGUGUAUAAAUAUUAUAGAGCAGUAAUGAAUUUGUUAGUAAUGUAAAUUCGUAGCUUGAUUAAAAUUUUUAAACAUACACACGCACACCAGCAAUUACAGUCAUAAAGAAAAACGGAUAAGACAGAAUUGCAACUCGAUAGUAACGUGUUAGUGUGUGUAAAAAAAAUGACUUAUAAUUUAAUUGAUAUCAAUUAAUACCUUAUCCAAAAAUCCAUACCUUGACCUUCAUUUUUUAAAUCAUUAUACUUUCAUAACCAUCAAUCAUAAAAGCAUACAUGUUCAAAUAAUUUAACAAAAAAUAUUUAGAAACAUUGUGUAUUCUUUCAUGACGUUUAAUAAACAUGUAAUAUUUUUUCUAUUGUUAUUUACUGAAAAUCUGGAUUUAUUGUCUAAUCAGAAUCAAUAUGGAAAGGUUGAAUAAACUAACAAUUAUUGAGGUAUAUUCGCAAUUAACAGCACUGAGGUUUUCGUUUCGUAAUCACAAUUUGUAUAUUUAAAUCAUCCUUCGGUCUCCGUGGACGAAAUUUGCUACUGGAAUAACAAGAAUCUGUUCUGUUCUCAGAUUCGAUAUUCGUGAAAAAGAUUCGAUCUAAUUGUAAGACAAAUUAUUCAGUAAGAAUACAGUGUAUAUCGUUGUCAGUAAUGUACAUAAGAGAAAAUAAGAAUAUAGAUAAAAUAUUCUCACACAGCCCCACCAGGUAGAUAAAUGGUACAUUCAUCGAGUAUUUUACCUAAAAAACGCUAAACAUUGCUAUUAAUCUAUUUAAGCUAAGGUGAUUCGAAUCAACUAUAGCAUGGGUGUACUGAGGUUCCUUCUAGAAUAAUGAUACAAACAAUUAAGUACAUUGUGUAGCGUCAAUGAUGAAAAUCUGACGGCUUCGUAAAAUGACAUCCGACUCCGAAUUGAUACUUUUGCUAUCGAUACAUGUAACCAUUAAUCACAAAAAAGAUCUUCCUCUCUUUACACAUUUCAUUUAAAUAAAAAAAAAAAAAAAAA
Messenger RNA from Osmia lignaria (orchard mason bee), 3131 nucleotides. RefSeq names its product ATPase family AAA domain containing bor (gene bor). Gene Ontology annotation, cellular component: mitochondrion. The record is from RefSeq and is a predicted model, not a curated record. Gene Ontology annotation, molecular function: ATP hydrolysis activity; zinc ion binding; ATP binding. Gene Ontology annotation, biological process: mitochondrion organization. NCBI's taxonomy places the organism in Eukaryota, Metazoa, Arthropoda, Insecta, Hymenoptera, Megachilidae.